AACUAGAGAACAUUCUUGCUAUUGCCCAGCUGAGAGCACCCAGCUCAUAGAUUUUCUGUGGGGAAAGUAAGGAAAGCUCCUGGCUUGUGAUAAAGGGAGACCUAAUCUGCAGAGACAAAAUGAAAACAGGGGACUCCAGAGGGCUUCAGGGAGAAACCCAGCUAUGGAAUGGACCAGCGAGUCUGUAAGCUGCAACAGCUGGUUUUAACUGAAAACUCAAAUUAACAAAUAAUACCCCACCUAGGGUUAUUACUACUACAAAACUCUCCUGAAUGCCCUAAGAGCGUCAGUAAGAAUGAGCUAUUACAGCACCAGCUAUCGGAUUGUGAAUGUGGAUUCCAAAUAUCCGGGCUGUCCGCCAGAACACAAUGUAGCUGAGAAGAGAAGAGCAAGGAGACGUCUGCUUCACAAAGACGGCAGCUGCAAUGUAUACUUCAAGCACAUUUUUGGAGAAUGGGGGAGCUACGUGGUUGACAUUUUCACCACGCUUGUGGACACCAAAUGGCGCCACAUGUUCGUGAUAUUUUCUUUGUCUUACAUUCUCUCCUGGCUGAUUUUUGGCUCCGUCUUUUGGCUCAUCGCCUUUCAUCACGGAGACCUGUUAAAUGACCCAGAUGUCACACCCUGUGUGGACAACGUGCACUCUUUCACAGGAGCAUUUCUGUUCUCCCUCGAGACCCAGACCACCAUCGGGUACGGCUACCGUUGCGUCACGGAAGAGUGCUCCAUGGCAGUGCUCAUGGUGAUCCUUCAGUCCAUCCUCAGUUGCAUCAUAAACACCUUCAUCAUCGGAGCAGCCUUGGCUAAAAUGGCAACUGCACGGAAGAGAGCCCAGACUAUUCGUUUUAGCUACUUCGCACUCAUAGGCAUGAGAGAUGGAAAGCUGUGUCUCAUGUGGCGCAUCGGCGACUUCCGACCAAACCACGUAAUAGAAGGAACAGUUAGAGCUCAGCUUCUUCGCUACACGGAAGACAGCGAAGGGCGGAUGACCAUGGCGUUUAAAGACCUCAAAUUAGUCAAUGACCAGAUCAUUUUGGUGACACCAGUCACUAUCGUUCAUGAGAUUGACCACGAGAGUCCUCUGUAUGCCCUUGACCGAAAAGCGGUGGCCAAAGAUAACUUUGAGAUUUUGGUAACGUUUAUCUAUACCGGCGAUUCUACCGGGACCUCUCACCAGUCGAGAAGUUCCUAUGUCCCCCGGGAGAUCCUCUGGGGCCACAGGUUUAACGAUGUCUUGGAAGUGAAGAGGAAGCAUUACAAAGUUAACUGCUUACAGUUUGAGGGGAGCGUGGAAGUGUAUGCCCCCUUUUGCAGUGCCAAACAGUUGGACUGGAAAGACCAGCAGCUCCACAAUAUGGAGAAAACAUCCCCAGUGCGAGGGUCCUACACAUCAGACACCACUGUCAGGCGAAGGUCGUUUAGCGCAGUCGCCAUCGUCAGUAGCUGUGAAAACCCCGCCGAGAAGGUCACUUCUGUCACAGACGAGUGUAAGGAUCCACCUUAUCAGAAAGCUUUCCUGACUUUAAAUAGAAUUUCUAUGGAAUCCCAGAUGUAAUCCCAGAUCAAGGAGGGCGACCACUUGAUCGAUUUACCUUCUGGCCAAUCAUCGUAAGGCAAGUAGUUGACAUGAUGCCCUUUAAAAGUAAUAUGCCUAUGUUGUAUGAUGAGAGCAGUAAGUAAAGUAGGAUAAACUGGGUGAAGGAUAAUCUAAAUUUUCCACAUUUUUUUAUCCUUAAAUUUUUUUGCUGGCAAAUUUUGUGUUAGGAAUGCUAUGAAGAGGUCUAAUUGGUUAAACUUCAUCCUUUAUUAGUUUAUAUACUGGUGUCUCCAAUUAGAAAUGUGAUAUUCAGUAAGGAGCAGUAAAGGCAAGAUGCUGGGACUUAAGAAAAUAGGAAAACUGGUAAGCUAGGAUAAAUUACAAGUUUUAAAGUCUAUAAAAAUUGAAAAAUAGCCAUACAGCAUCUAACCAAGACGUGCAAGGCACACAUUCAUCACUGUAACAUCGAGAGACACAACUGUAAUAUCAGUUGGUUUUCAGAGUACCUCUAUUUGCCUCUUCAUGUUGCUUAUUAACAAGCAGAGGUAGUGGUUGUAAAAUUGAUAAUCCCACCAAUUCAGAGAAUUCUUCCACUGGCACUUGUUUUGGUGAUGAUGAAUAGUCAGUCAGUGCUACAAGCAUUUCUUUUGGCUAAAUCAUGGCAGAAGAAAAAUGGACGUCAUUAUUUACUGCAAUUUUUCCCUCUUCGAUAUCUUCCUUGACUUCAAACAAAUGGGGAACAGAAAUAAGGUCAUGACCUUUCUGAAUUCCUGGGUCAACCCCCCAUGUUUCUGAGGGACAUGGUAAAAAGACAGGUUCACACAGGUGGGGUGAGGCUGGAAACAUCUUCAGCCCACUGAAGAAGGAGUGUUGUUUGCCUUUGUCCUGAAAGAUUGCGAUGCUGUUUGCUAUACAAGGGUUGGAGCACGCUACUUGAGAGUGGUUGGGGAAGGAGGAGGGAAUUAUCAACGCUCACAAGCAGUUAUUUACGCCUCCUUUCUUUGUCACCUUAGGUAGACAUGAAUGACUUGAACUGUAGAUUUUACGAAACUUGUUGAACUUGGAGCAAUUGGAUUGUUUUGUGAAAUACGAUACAACUAAGGUGAUUAAAUGACUACCUUGAAUGCUGUGAGUGUGCUUAAUUGUGGGACAUGAGAUGAAUGUUUAUUCUCUAUUUCCAGGUUACAAGAUGUUCAGUCACGAUUAAGCACAAACCCAAUCACAUCCGAGUGGAGAGUCACUUUAAGCUUUGUAAACUGAAGAGUUAUUAGCUAGAUCUGGAAUUUUUUAAAAAUUAAUUUUAUUGAUACAUUUAAGGCAUACAAUAUAAGGACCUUCACCGUUGGAAAUUUGUACCUUUACAUAGUCAAUUGGUUCUUAAUUUUUUCCCCAUCCCCCUGCCCUCUCUUCAGCCACACCCUCCCUCCCUAGCUGCAAAGACUUUAUUUCCAUUUUUUUUCACUUUCCCAUAUUAAUUCCAUCCCCUUCUUUUCUUUCCGC
Molecule: messenger RNA, 3037 nt
Organism: Fukomys damarensis (Damara mole-rat)
Lineage: Eukaryota; Metazoa; Chordata; Mammalia; Rodentia; Bathyergidae
Gene: Kcnj16
Product: potassium inwardly rectifying channel subfamily J member 16
Exons: 3
Coding region: 296-1555 (419 amino acids)
Biological process (GO): regulation of monoatomic ion transmembrane transport; potassium ion import across plasma membrane
Cellular component (GO): plasma membrane
Molecular function (GO): inward rectifier potassium channel activity
Source: RefSeq, a predicted model, not a curated record